UUCAUUCGUGCGCUCUUGCCGACAAUCGUUUCGUCACAUCGAAUAUUUCGUGUCAAUGUUUUGAAACCAGAAACACAUUCCUCAGCUGCAACUGAUAACGUUACACAGACUGACAGUCACACAGAGCACUUUCUAUUAUUCGGAUUGACUGUGUUGUGGUAGCGCAAUAUUAUUGUGAUUGUCCGCCGAUUUCGUUCAGAAAUUGAUUACGGUCGUUGAUUAGARUUGUUAAGUGAGAACUUUCGACUUUUGAAGUUUCGAAUGCGAAUUAAUCUGUGCUAAGAAGUAGAUCACUCACUCUUCACUGGGAGUCAAUCACUGGACGAGGCGGUGGUUCGGAGGAGAAUAUUGGAAAYUGUACUGGGCUUUGGAAACAAGGAACACAUCAGCUGCUUGUAGGACGAUAGACGAUUAAACAACCRUUUCAUCGCCAGUACCUAAUUGCAUUGUGGUCUKUUUCUGUCGUUCUGAAAACAAGUUAGGUCAUAAUACGGUUGGCACUUCGAACGGUUGUUAUUAUCAAGAAACAAUGACUGAUCAAAAUGAAACGGACAAUGAAGACUGGAAGGAGAAGUUCAAAGCUCUGGAAAAAGAAUACGAUGAUUUUCGAGAACAGUCUCAGUCACUGGAACAUGAAUUGGAAAUGGAUGUUGAGCAUUUGGAAAAAAACAACAAGGAGCUUAAAUCAAAAAACAAUCAAUUACAAUUUGAUCUCGAUACAUUAAGGUCUAAAAACCGUGAAGAGCAACAAAAUCUAAUGAACCAAAUACAUAGUUUACAAGAGGAGGCUAUCCAUUUUCACGAAAGAGAAACAAACUAUGUAAAAUACAUCAGAGAGUUGGAACAGAAAACUGAAGACUUAGAAAAAUCACAAAGGGAAACUUGUGCAUCUUUAGGAGAUUUUGAAACUAAAAUGAAUGAUGCAAUUGAACGAAAUGCACUUCUUGAAGUAGAACUUGAYGAAAAAGAAAGUUUGCAAGCAAUGGUCCAAAGGUUAAAAGAUGAAAUUAGUGAACUAAAGCAAGAAAUUCAAAGUAAAGAGCGCAAAUUAAAUCCUGAAAUGAACGAAUCUCAAGCUGCAGCUGCUGUUAGGCGGUGUAGCAGUUUCAGGGCGGCAGUAGACAAUAGACUGUCAUCUUCAGCAGAUAACACUCCAAAAAGUCAUACAAAAAGUUUAAGUGGAAAUGUUGUAUUUCAUUCACCACCCACUAAAUUGGCUAGAGUUGGCGAUAUCGUCGGAGAUCUGAUGAGAAAAGUACAUGUUCUCGAACUCAAACUAGUGGAAGCCAAGCAAAUGAAUGGAGCUAAAACUCAGAAUUGUCCAUUCUAACAUAACGCUUUAAGGCAUACCACACAAAUGGUUGGCCUUCUGUAGCUGAAUCCUGUAUACUUUAUCUGCUGCUGAGAAUCCUCAAGUUUUUUAUGUGUUUUCUGCUCUCUGAAAAACAUCCUAUUGACCUAGGGCGACUGUUUCGUAUGUUUAUGUCGCUAAAAUACUAUUUUCCAGUUUCCUGAUGACACAUUUGAAAUGCUAUUAUUUUUCACAACACAAAUGCAAUGUAAAGUUUCUUUUUAAUUAAUAUUUUUGUAUUUAAUUAUAAAUUAUUUAUAUACAUGAUAUAAGUACAUAAUUACAUUACAAGUAAACUUAUGACAAAAAAGUUUUAUUUUAAUUUAAUUUACUUAUAAAUUAGUAUUAAAUAAGGACCUAACCAACGAAACAUGGACCCUUCUUUUGUAGAAAGACAGACAAUAAUAUGUUUGUACAAAUAUUUAUGAUAUUAUGCACAUAAGAUUAUUUUUAAAUCACAUAUGUUUAUGUAUAAA
Molecule: messenger RNA, 1827 nt
Organism: Diuraphis noxia (Russian wheat aphid)
Lineage: Eukaryota; Metazoa; Arthropoda; Insecta; Hemiptera; Aphididae
Gene: nudE
Product: Nuclear distribution protein nudE
Biological process (GO): microtubule nucleation; centrosome localization; mitotic centrosome separation
Cellular component (GO): kinesin complex; kinetochore; centrosome
Molecular function (GO): microtubule binding
Source: RefSeq, a predicted model, not a curated record